This is a messenger RNA of Lathyrus oleraceus (garden pea), 756 nucleotides long. RefSeq lists its product as uncharacterized. Bases 1 to 756 code for a protein of 251 amino acids. The record is from RefSeq and is a predicted model, not a curated record. Gene Ontology annotation, biological process: proteolysis; protein deneddylation. NCBI's taxonomy places the organism in Eukaryota, Viridiplantae, Streptophyta, Magnoliopsida, Fabales, Fabaceae. Gene Ontology annotation, molecular function: deNEDDylase activity; cysteine-type peptidase activity. The transcript has 6 exons.
AUGGCAACAGCUGGUGCUAUUCGCUUACUGGAUAUGGAGGAAGAUAUCUUUGGUUAUUCAUGCACUGAAACAAUCGGAAAAGAAGAUCUGGAACAUAUUUUUCGGCAUCAAGAAUUAGGUGUCGGUGUUAUACACACAUACAUCCGGUUCUUGUAUGACAAUUUCAUGCGCGGGAAUGAUCAAUUGUCAAACAGAUUCCGUUUCGUGUCUUCCUCCCUGGUCAACAAAGCAUUAAUUUGUAGGGAACCGGAUUCAUGUAGAGAGUACUUAGUCAAGAGAUUCAAGGCCAGCAGUACAAACAACUUGUAUCUUUGGCCGUAUAAUUCAGGGUGUCACUGGUUGUUGCUUGCUAUUGAUCCUUUAAAAGAAGUGGUAUAUUUUCUGAAUUCGAUAGAUGGUGAAUGGACAAAUUAUCCGGAUAUGAAGCAAUUAGUUGAUACAUCAAUAAAAGUGUUCCGAUCUCAAAGACAAGCUCGAGUACCACGUACUAAAUCCAGCAACAUUACGUGGAUAAAAGUGCAGUGUCCUCUACAGCGCAACGGUAUCGAUUGCGGAUACUUUGUAAUGAGGUUUAUGAGGGAAAUCAUUAAUAUGAAUCAAAUAGAGAUUCCAAUCACGCAACUUGUCCAAGUUCAAUACUUUUCACUUAUCCUUUUGAUGAUAAAGCUUAUGGUUGUUGCAUACAAGUGGAAGAUGAAGAAGCCCACAUCGUUUUAUCUUAGAAUUAUAGAAGGGUUUAUAAAGCUUAAACAAUGA